This is a messenger RNA of Candoia aspera, 1254 nucleotides long. Its product is annotated as carbonic anhydrase 13-like. NCBI's taxonomy places the organism in Eukaryota, Metazoa, Chordata, Lepidosauria, Squamata, Candoiidae. The transcript is spliced from 7 exons. Gene Ontology annotation, molecular function: zinc ion binding; carbonate dehydratase activity. The record is from RefSeq and is a predicted model, not a curated record. Bases 115 to 891 code for a protein of 258 amino acids.
GCUCCCCCUGGAGAGUCGUCCUCCUCCUCCUGCCGUCGCUGCUCUGCACCCCUUUUGGCACCAGACGGGCACUCGCUCUCCGCAACGCCUCCAUCCCGUCGGGAGACUAAAGUCAUGUUACACUGGGGAUACGAGGAAGACAACGGACCUACUCACUGGAAGGAAGCUUUCCCCAUUGCUAAUGGAAACCGGCAAUCUCCCAUUGAUAUUCAAACUAAAGAGACCAAAUACGACCCCACCCUGCGCCCUCUCAGCCCCAGCUAUGAUCCUUCCUCUGCUAAAGUCAUACUCAACAAUGGACACUCCACCAGUGUGGAAUUUGAUGACACUGAGAAUAAAUCAGUGCUGAGUGGGGGUCCACUCACUGGAAAUUAUAGGCUGCGACAAAUCCACUUCCAUUGGGGACCCAGUGAUGACAUUGGUUCUGAACAUGCUGUGGAUGGAGCAAAAUUCGCAGCAGAGCUUCAUGUGGUCCAUUGGAAUGCAGAUAAAUACCCCAGCUUCGUUGAAGCUGCUCGGCAAUCUGAUGGAUUAGCAGUCAUGGCUGUUUUCUUAAAGUUGGGUGAAUGCAAUUCACAGCUGAGAAAAAUCACCGACCAACUGGAUACUAUUAAAGUGAAGGGUAAACAGCACAGGUUCACCAAUUUUGAUCCUUCCUGUCUGCUUCCUCAUUCUCUGGACUACUGGACUUACCUUGGGUCUCUCACAGUCCCUCCCCUUCUUGAGAGUGUCAUCUGGAUUGUUCUUAGGGAGCCUAUAAGUGUUUGCUCUGAACAGCUGGCCAAAUUUCGCAACCUCCUGUGCACUGGUGAGGGAGAGAAUGCCUUUUGCAUGCUGAAAAACUUCAGACCACCACAGCCUUUAAGGGGGCGGGAAGUAAGAAGAAAUUAAAGGAAGGAUAGUUUGUAAUCAUAGGUGACACUGUUUCAGCUGCAAAACCCAUUCAAAAUAUUGACCUUAUUUUAAAAAAAACCAAUGCAUUUUAAUUUGGAAUGAGGCAAUGUUUUUAUUGUUUUAUUGUUUUAUAUGUUCAUUUUUAAAUUGUAGGAAUUUUGAUGGAAAGACUUGUGAAUAGAAUAGAAUAGAAUAGAAUAGAAUAGAAUAGAAUAGAAUAGAAUAGAAUAGCCGUUACUAUGAUCCCUGACCCUUACAAUAUAUAAUUUUUCCAUUACAAAUAUAAAUCCCAAAUAAAAACAUAGAGCUUUUAUAAAAUGACAGUAAAUGCAAAGUAUAUGCAAAUAGUGAGAUGAUCAA